GCCGGCUAUAAGCCCGGGAGCUGUCCGGGUGCUGAAGCGGCCCAGGACGCUCACGCCACGGACCCGAGCAUCCUGGAGACCUUCUCUGCAUCCGAAGAUCCAGGACACCUUUAAAACAUGGCCGAAGCUAAAAUCCACUGGCGGGCAGCAGCUCUGUCUCUUGUAUUUCUCGUUUUCCUGAUCUCUGGAACCGAAGCAGCAUCAUUUCAACGAAACCAGCUGGCUCAGAAAGAACCAGACCUCCGUCUGGAAAACAACCAAAGGUUUUCCAGUCCAGAAAUGAUCAGGGCUUUAGAGUACAUAGAGAAACUCCGGCAACAAGCUCACAAAGAAGAAAGCAGCCCAGACUACAACCCGUACCAAGGUAUUCCCGCUCUCCUUCAACCCAAAGAAAGUGGUGAUGAAAGUCACUUCCCAGACAGCUCCAGGGAUUCACUGAGUGAGGAUGAGUGGAUGAGGAUCAUACUGGAAGCGCUGAGACAGGCUGAAAGUGAACCUCAGUCAGCACCAAAAGAAAACAAGCUGUAUGCCCUGAAUUCAGACAAGAACUUUCUAGCUGACAUGCCUGACGAUUAUGAGACACAACAGUGGCCAGAGAGGAAGCUCACGCAUAUGCGAUUCCCUCCCAUGUAUGAAGAGAAUUCCAGGGACAACCCCUUCAAGCGCACAAAUGAAAUAGUAGAGGAACAAUACACGCCUCAGAGUCUUGCCACGCUGGAGUCUGUGUUCCAAGAGUUGGGGAAGCUGACAGGACCUAACAGCCAGAAGCGUGAGAGAGUCGAUGAGGAUCAGAAACUUUACACAGAUGACGAUGAUGACAUGUAUAAGGCCAACAACAUUGCCUAUGAAGAUGUAGUUGGGGGAGAAGAUUGGAGCCCCAUAGAGGAGAAAAUGGAGAGUCGAACCCAGGAAGAAGUGAGGGACAACAAAGAGAACACGGAAAAAGAUGAACAGAUCAAUGAUGAGAUGAAACGUUCAGUGCCCCUGGGGCUCCAGGAUGAGGAUCUCCAUAAAGAAGGGAAAGAGCAGUUCUCAGAAGAUGUGUCCAAAGUGAUGGCCUAUCUGAGAAGGUUAGUGACUGCUGCUGGGGGUGGGAGGUCACAGAAUGGACAGAAUGGGCAGAAUGGCGAGAGGGCAAUCAGGCUUUUUGAGAAACCCCUGGAUUCUCAGUCCAUUUAUCAGCUGAUUGAAAUCUCUAGGAAUUUGCAGAUACCCCCUGAGGACUUAAUUGAUAUGCUCAAAAGUUGGGAAAAGCCAAGUGGGUUGGUGGAGCAGGAACAGGAUCUUGACCUACCUAUGGACUUGGAUGACAUCUCGGAGGCUGACUUAGACCGUCCAGAUGUGUUCCAAAGUCAGAUGCUUUCUAAGAGUGGCUACCCCAAAGCACCUGGUCAUGCUAUGACCGACAGCCUGCCAGAUGGGCUCAGCGUUGAGGACAUUUUAAAUCUUCUAGGCAUGGAGGGUGCAGCAAACCAGAAAACUCCUUUUUUUCCCAAUCAGUAUAAUCGAGAGCAGUUGCUGCAGAGGCUUCCCUAUGGUUUUGGAAGGUCUAGAAUGAAUCUGCCUCCCAAGUCUGCCUGGGGGCCAGAUGCUGAAAACAGACAAGUGGCUUAUGAGAAUCUGAAUGACAAGGAUCAAGAUUUAGGAGAGUACUUGGCCAGGAUGCUGGUUAAAUACCCCGAGAUCAUGAAUUCAAACCAGAUGAAGCGAGUUGCCAAUCAAGGCUCAUCUGAAGGUGACGUCCAAGAAGAGGAUCACAUUGAGCAGGCCGUAAAGGAGCGUUUGAAUCAAGGCGGCUCUCAGGAGACUGACAAAGUGACUCCGGCUAGCAAAAGGUUCCCUGCAGGGCCCCUGAAAAAUGAUGAUACUUCAACUAGACAGUACUCGGAUGAAGAUCUGCUAAUGAAAGUGCUGGAAUACCUCAACCAAGAAAAGGUAGAGAAGGGAAAGGAGCAUAUUGCUAAGAGAGCAAUGGAAAAUAUGUAAGCUGCUUUGAUCGAUGGUCCUCCUUGCGUUCCUCCCAUCCCAAGCAGACCCCACUGUUUCUCUUUAGUGUGUUGACUUCUAUCCUGUUAACACUGUAUUAUCUUUCAAUGAUGUACAGGCAGGUCACUCCAGUCACUGGGGAAUCUGCUCUACUUACUCUGAGCUGUUCUCUUAUGUAUGGAUAUGUGUAAAUGUUAUGAUUCAUGGCUAAAAAAUUAUUAUGUCCCUUAUCAAGAAAGAUAUAUAUGAUAGUGUUUGAUAUCGUGUCUAAUGGUUGUGGCAUUGUUGAUGAUCUUGUAUGAUAAAGGAUGUCCUAUAAUUCUCUUGAAAGUUUUUAAUAUUUAUUGAAUUAUUUUGUUACUGUCUGUAGUGUUUUGUGGCAUAUUGGAGCAUAAGAAAUAAAGCAUUAUUAAAUAUAUAGUUUUAUUUAUAAGGCCUUUUCUAUUGUGU
Messenger RNA from Ochotona princeps (American pika), 2436 nucleotides. It is a transcript of the gene SCG2, whose product is annotated as secretogranin II. Bases 118 to 1986 code for a protein of 622 amino acids. NCBI's taxonomy places the organism in Eukaryota, Metazoa, Chordata, Mammalia, Lagomorpha, Ochotonidae. Gene Ontology annotation, cellular component: secretory granule. The transcript has 2 exons. The record is from RefSeq and is a predicted model, not a curated record.